Molecule: messenger RNA, 2777 nt
Organism: Python bivittatus (Burmese python)
Lineage: Eukaryota; Metazoa; Chordata; Lepidosauria; Squamata; Pythonidae
Gene: TDP2
Product: tyrosyl-DNA phosphodiesterase 2
Biological process (GO): double-strand break repair
Cellular component (GO): cytoplasm; PML body
Molecular function (GO): protein binding; single-stranded DNA binding; 5'-tyrosyl-DNA phosphodiesterase activity
Source: RefSeq, a predicted model, not a curated record
GCGUCGAAGAGGCGUGGCCGGGAAACGCUGGAGAUCCUCGCGGCGUGGAAGCGCUGAGGGUUCUUUUGUAAACAAACGUUCCGGGAGAUGGAGGGCGACCGCGCGGCUCAGGAGGUGGAGCGGACGCCCUCCGAGGCGAAAGAGCAGCAGCGCGGACAAUCAGCGGAGGAAGGAGGGCAGUGGGAAGAACUGGAGAAGUACCGGAAGCGCCUGUGCUCGGAAUUUGCCUCCAUUAGUAGUAGUGAUACAGCUGUGGCUGAGCGCUACCUGGCCGAGAAUGGCUGGGAUAUGCAGAAGGCGCUGAAUUCGUUCUUUGACCCGCCUCGCGAGCAAGACGCCCUCAGGACGCCUCAGCAGGUUCCAACCACGGGGGCUCUUGUUGAGCUAACUGAUGAUUCGGCUACCAAUACUGUAGCUGCUGUGGUGGAAAGUGCAGGUGUUUGCCCACAAGAUGACAGCACUUUUUCUUUAAUUACUUGGAAUAUUGAUGGCCUGGAUUCGAAUAAUCUGCAAGAAAGGGCACGGGGAGUCUGUUCCUAUAUAGCUUUAUACAGCCCAGAUGUGGUAUUUUUACAGGAGGUUAUUCCUCCCUAUUUCAGUUACCUCCAGAAGAGAGCAGUUAGUUACACAAUUAUUCCAGGUAAUAUGGACAAUUAUUUUACUGCCAUCAUGCUAAAAAAAUCGAGAGUAAAAGUUUUAAAACAUGAAAUAACAGCUUUUCCUACAACCAGUAUGCUGAGAAAUUUAUUAGCAGUAUAUGUAACCAUUUCUGGUAAUGACCUGUGCCUUAUGACUUCCCACUUGGAGAGUACUAAGGAUCACAGUGAAGAACGUUUAAAACAGUUGAGACUGGUGCUUGCCAAAAUGGCAGAAGUACCCGAGUCUAGCACUGUGAUUUUUGGAGGUGAUACUAACUUAAGAGACAAAGAGGUUGCUAAAAUAGGUGGCUUACCUAACAAUAUUUUGGAUAUUUGGGAGUUCUUGGGCAAGCCUGAGCAUUGCCACUACACAUGGGAUACAAGCCAAAACACUAACUUGAAUGUACGCUACAAGUGCAAAACUCGGUUUGAUCGUCUGUUUAUGCGAGGUGCAACAACUGGUGGACAGAUUAUUCCUCAGAGUUUGGAUUUAAUUGGUCUGGAAAAACUAGAUUGUGGCAGAUUUCCUAGUGAUCAUUGGGGACUGCUUUGCAAUUUUGAUGUGGUAUUAUAAGAAAACAUUUAACUUUCCUAACUUCUUUUAAGGCCUUCAAAAUUUUAAACGAGUUCUAAUGUUAGUUUUGAUUCACAAUCCUAUAAACUAAUCAACUAAUUUUAAUUGUGUGGUGAAUUCUUGCUUAGCAAAGGUGAAACAUUCCAUUAAAACAUUACACAGCGCAGAAUACUUUUAAGUUAAUUCCUGUGGAAGAGAGAGAUUAUUUUAUGCUGUAUAUAUUAUUCAAAAGUUAGAACAAAUUUUAUCAAACAUAUCAAAAUUUGUUCCUAAUAAAGAAUCCUUGUGAGUCUACUUUAAUGGCCCUGUGUUCUGGUAGCUGAAAUGGGGAGAUUACAAAUUCAGGAGGGAAAAGACUAUAAUCUCAGGACUAUUAAUGCAUUGCUGGAAUAUCCUCUAAUUCCUAGUCCUCCCAAAGGAUCAAGGGUUGCUGUCAGUGAAUCCCACCCAGGCCUGUUCUCCCUUGGCUAUUUCUUUGAGUGCCCAACCCCUAACUUCUCAUGCUAUACUGCUGCUUAUUUGCUCACUGAGCUUUCUAACAAAGGAAAAUCGAGAGCCAAGGAAGCAUCAUGCCACACUGUUCUUCCGGGAGGUGGUAGGAACUGGGGCCAAAAAGAGAGACAACAGAUUGGUUCAUGGCAAAAAAGGUAGUAGGGAUUCUCAAGGAGAGAGACCUAAUGAGAGCAAGGGCUGUGUUGCAAAAGAACAUGGCCAUUCUACCUGUAUUCUUAUUUACAAACCAAGGUUUUGAUCAGUGGAACUCAUUGCUUCACUGUUUCAAAAUGUUUUCAGUUCUCUGGUUAGCUGAUGUUGCCUUUAACUGCUGCUGCUAAUAUAAGAUGUUCUGCUAUUACAGAAGCUUAGUACCUUAUUUCCUAGCCUAACCACUAGAUGAACUAGAUGGAUAUGAAAGGAAUGCAUAUUGCAGUUGGAAAUAAUGAGGUUGUUUAAAUAUAAUUGGCACACAGUUUCUAUUAUGAAAGAGGGUCUUCUCCAGCAAAGUGAUUUCUCAAUAGCCUUUCCUUUACAUUGUGAAAAAAAAAAAAUUCUCUGGCACAAAUAGCAAGAGUGCUGCAGUCCUGUUAUUCAAUUAUUCCCCUGCUGGCUGGGGAAUUCUGGGAGUUGAAGUCCACCCAUGUUAAAGUUGCUGAGGUUGAGAAACAGUGGUCUGUUAGAGGGUGAAGAAUACUAGUAUAUCCAAACCAUUAUAAUAUUUUUGGAUGUCCAUAUUCUUGUGAACUAUACUUUGUGGAAAUCGCUAGCUGGACAAUGGAAAUGAUUUCCCCUGGCCUUUCUGAUUGCUAAGAGACUAAUCCUUCAACACUGGAAAGAUAAACUUACGGCCAUAAUUAGUAAGUUGAUUGAAGACCUGAUGUUACUUGCGAUUUCCGAAUGUGUUGCUUACAGGUGUUUCGUAUGGAUGGAUGAUUACAAUAAAUUAUGGCUGUUCUGUAUUGAAACUGCUGUGUAAAACUGUGCGUGUGCACAUAAAAUACACAUGUAUGAGAGGUCUAUAAUUUUGUUACUGUAUUGCUUUUUUCUGCUUCCGCCCUGUAUUAAAUAAA